Molecule: messenger RNA, 414 nt
Organism: Rotaria socialis
Lineage: Eukaryota; Metazoa; Rotifera; Eurotatoria; Philodinida; Philodinidae
Source: the annotation of a GenBank genome assembly
AUGCCACCAACAACAUUGAACAUGGACAUUACAGUCCUUCCUCCAGACGUAUUAUCACUAUAUGAUAAAUCUUUCUAUGAAUUAGUUCGUAAACUGGCUGCUCCCACAGAAGCCGACUUACUUGAACUACAAGGAAUUCGUAGUGCUUAUUCAUUGAUUCAUACUGAGGACAUAUUUAAUAUAUUGAAGUAUGAAUGCAAAGCAUUAGAUCAAAUUUUUAAAAAGGUUUGCCUUCAAUUGGAUGAUAAUCGAUACAUCAUCAAACCUGGCUGUAAAAGUAAUUUACGUUAUUUCACUCAAUUGCUCAAUGUUAAAAAUCAAGAGUACUUGAAAACAAUUGCACUUCGAAUUAAACCAAAACAAACGUCAAACGAUGAUGAUAAUAAUAGUAACAAUAAUACAUUAGCAUCUUAA